AUGACCAAAUUACUACAAACACUACAGAGACUGAUACAUUACUCCACUAGACUUCGAAACUCGGUUGUUGAGUCUCCUAUCUCUACAUCACCACGUCCAAAUUAUGCAUUCUACGAUUCUUUUCCUGAAUAUGAAGCAAACCAAAGUCGAGUUUUCCAGACUAUCAAAAAUACAAAGAACCAGGAACAAGUUAUCAAGAUUUCGCAAAUAAUAGAAAGUCCUUCACCAGAACUGGAAACCAAUAAUGCGGAAUUGCGAGUUCACAAGAACCCAAAGUUUUCUAGGCCGCGGAACUUGAUAAGCAUAGCUGAUUAUUUUUCGGGAAAUUCACAUCAUUUACAUCAUGUUUUUUAUUCGAGCUUGAUGGCGGCGAAGUCCAGGAGAGCUCAACGUAUAGAGAACCGGAAAUUUAUUGACUUGAAAAUAGUUAAAAUGACCACAGGUGCAGGCGGUAAUGGGUGUGUAUCGUUUUUCAAAGAUAAUUGGAAAUCACAGGGUCCUGCAGAUGGGGGUGAUGGCGGGUCAGGAGGUGAUAUAUAUAUCAAUGUUGUUGAUCGUGGAACCAACUCGCUACACAACUUAAACAAGAAGUACGUAGCAACCCUGGGAUCCCCAGGAAAAGGCGGGCAAUUGGAUGGUAAGAAUGGUGAAGAUAUUGUUAUCGAUAUUCCACUAGGGACAAUAAUUCGCUGGAUACCUGAUCCUCAAAUUUUCAAGAAAUAUGUCAGUCAAAAAGAAGGGGACCCUUUGGAUAAUGUGUUUAUAGAGUUGGAAUUGCGACGACAACGACAACAACAUCAUUAUCAUCAAGAUCUUUAUGGGAUGGAAGAGGAGGGAGAUGACUAUAUGAUCCAGUUGAAUCGAGAUAGUUAUGAACCAGGGAGUGGUUGGAAUUUCAAAAAGCAUGAAAUGGAAUAUUACUAUGCAAAGAGUUUUUUCAAGUCGCUAAACAAGAGAGUAACUGAGUAUGAUGAGGCUAUGAGAUACGAAGAAAGACAACAAGACCAAUUUCCUUUAUUUGGAUUAGAUUGUGAUAAAGUAACUACGAGACCAGAAUUGUUCUUGAGAGGUGGUAAAGGUGGCUUAGGUAAUAUGCAUUUUAUUACCACGGAUGUUCGUAAUCCCAACUUUUGUAAAAUUGGAAGGUCGGGGAUCAGUGCACAUUUCUUAUUAGAAUUGAAAUUGAUUGCUGACUUGGGAUUAGUUGGAUUGCCAAAUGCCGGGAAAUCGAGUUUAUUACGAGCCAUUUCAAAAGCUAAGCCAAGAGUUGGACAUUGGGAAUUCACUACAUUGCAACCUACAAUUGGUACGAUUCAACAUAGAAUUGAUUCAGAUCCAUUUACUGUAGCAGAUAUACCAGGGAUCAUUAAAGGUGCCUCGAAUAACAAAGGAAUGGGACUAGAUUUUCUACGCCAUAUUGAAAGAUCAGGCGGAUUGGUAUUUGUAGUGAGUUUAGAGUCAGAAGACCCCAGCAGAGAUUUGCAGACAUUGAUUGAUGAAGUUGGACAUAAAAGGAUGAAGGAUAAAAAAGUACUUGUUGUUGCUACAAAGGCCGAUUUGAGCAAUCAAGGUGAGAAUUUUCAAAGAUUAAAGGAUUUUUUGCAAGAAAAGCACCGUGAAUGGAAGAUUGUACCAGUUUGUGCACCAAGAGGUGAGAAUAUAGAAUGUUGUGUAGAAUUGAUGAAUGAGGUGGCCAAGAAGUAG
Messenger RNA from Lodderomyces oxycetoniae, 1704 nucleotides. RefSeq names its product putative GTPase (gene MTG2). Lineage: Eukaryota; Fungi; Ascomycota; Pichiomycetes; Serinales; Debaryomycetaceae. Gene Ontology annotation, molecular function: GTP binding; GTPase activity. The record is from RefSeq and is a predicted model, not a curated record. The transcript has a single exon. Gene Ontology annotation, cellular component: mitochondrion. The coding region runs from base 1 to 1704 and encodes 567 amino acids.